Messenger RNA from Cavia porcellus (domestic guinea pig), 4788 nucleotides. It is a transcript of the gene Ttyh3, whose product is annotated as tweety family member 3. The transcript is spliced from 15 exons. NCBI's taxonomy places the organism in Eukaryota, Metazoa, Chordata, Mammalia, Rodentia, Caviidae. The record is from RefSeq and is a predicted model, not a curated record. Gene Ontology annotation, molecular function: intracellularly calcium-gated chloride channel activity; volume-sensitive chloride channel activity. Bases 221 to 1801 code for a protein of 526 amino acids. Gene Ontology annotation, cellular component: plasma membrane.
UGGCGGCGGCGGCGAACAAAGAGGCGGCAGGAGCGGGUGGCCGAGCGGAGCCGAUCGCAGCCGAGCCGAUCGCAGCCGAGCCGGGCCGAGCCGGGCCGAGCCGGGCCGGGCUGGGCCCAGGAGCUCCUGGGCGAUGCAGGCGUCCAGGUGGGGGUCGGUGGGUCCCUGAGACCCGUGCCCGGGCAGCAAAAAAGCCCGUGCGGCCGAGGCACCGGCCACCAUGGCCGGGGUCAGCUACGCUGCACCUUGGUGGGUGAGCCUCUUGCAUCGGCUGCCCCACUUCGAUCUGCACUGGGAGGCCACCAGCAGCCGGUUCCGGCCCGAGGACGCCGACUACCAGCAGGCGCUGCUGCUGUUGGGGGCCGCCGCCCUGGCCUGCCUCGCCCUGGACCUCCUCUUCCUGCUUUUUUAUUCCUUCUGGCUGUGCUGCCGUCGGCGCAAGACCGAUGAGCACCUGGAUGCUGACUGCUGCUGCACAGCCUGGUGUGUCAUCAUCGCCACACUGGUUUGCAGCGCGGGCAUCGCAGUGGGGUUCUAUGGCAAUGGGGAGACCAGCGACGGCGUCCACCGGGCCACCUACUCGCUCCGUCAUGCCAACCGCACCGUGGCCGGGGUGCAGGACCGCGUGUGGGACACAGGAAUGACCCUGAACCGCACAGCAGAGCCCAGCCUACAAAGCCUGGAGCGGCAGCUGGCUGGGAAACCAGAGCCCCUGCGGGCUGUCCAGCGACUGCAGGGCCUUCUGGAGACCCUGCUGGGCUACACCGAGGCCAUCCCUUUCUGGAGUAACCCGGGCGUGUCCCUGGAGAUGCUGGCUGAGCAGGUGGACCUCUAUGACUGGUACAGGUGGCUGGGCUAUUUGGGCCUGCUGCUGCUUGACGUCAUCAUCUGCCUCCUGGUGCUGGUGGGCCUCAUCCGCAGCUCCAAGGGCAUCUUGGUCGGGGUCUGCUUGCUGGGAGUGUUGGCCCUGGUCAUCAGCUGGGGUGCCCUGGGUUUGGAGCUAGCUGUAUCUGUGGGUUCCAGCGACUUCUGUGUGGACCCUGACACCUACGUGACCAAGAUGGUGGAAGAGCACUCGGUGCUAAAUGGGGACAUUCUGCAGUACUACCUGGCCUGCUCGCCCUAUGCUGCCAACCCCUUCCAGCAGAAGCUGUCAGGCAGCCACAAGGCACUGGUGGAGAUGCAGGACAUUGUGGCCGAGCUUCUGAGGAACGUCCCCCGGGAGCAUCCUGCCACCAAGGACCCCCUGCUCCGUGUCCAGGAGGUGCUGAACGGCACGGAAGUGAAUCUGCAGCACCUCACCGCCCUGGUAGACUGCCGCAGCCUGCACCUGGACUACGUGCAGGCACUGACGGGCUUCUGCUAUGACGGCAUCGAGGGCCUCAUCUACCUGGCGCUGUUCUCCUUCGUCACGGCCCUCAUGUUCAGUUCCAUCGUCUGCAGCGUCCCACACACCUGGCAGCAGAAGAGGAGCCCUGAUGAGGAUGGAGAAGAGGAGGCUGCCCCAGGGCCGCGGCAGGCACAUGACAGCCUUUACCGUGUGCACAUGCCCAGUUUGUACAGUUGCGGCAGCAGCUAUGGCAGCGAGACCAGCAUCCCAGCUGCGGCACACACAGUCAGCAACGCCCCAGUCACCGAGUACAUGAGCCAGAAUGCCAAUUUCCAGAAUCCCCGCUGUGAGAACACUCCUCUCAUUGGACGUGAAUCCCCACCACCCUCACGCUAUCUGGCUGCCCUGGACUCUGGCAGCCAUGCAGGUUGGCAGUUUAAGCCCUUGGACAGUGCCCGAACGCUGUGGUAGCUGUGCCCUCAGAGUGACAGUAUUCCUCCAGCAUGAGAGCCAAAUACCUCGCCACGAGCCAGCCUCGCCCUGACUCCAGCGGCAGUGGGCACUAGACCGCGCACCGACCAGCCACCUUCCCCAUGUGCCAAUCACCUCCCCCACCCCCAGGCCAGCACUGCUGCUUCCACCCCGCGGCUGCCUGCUGGACCCUCCAAGCGCCAGCCUGGUCCCUCUGCGGUCCCUUGCCCCUCCACUCCCCAUGCAGGGGCAUGUAGAUUCCCACCCCAGCCCGGUCAUACAUCUGGACAGACACUGCUGCCAUCCUGGCCUUGCCUGGCCAUCUGCUCUCCACGUCUCACUGUCCCCUCAGACUCACCAAGCCCCACGCUGUGCCAGGAGCUCCUGUCCCGAUACACUCCCUCUGCAGAUGGUGCACCUGACUGCCGCCCUCUUCAGCUGGGUCUCUCCCGCCCUCCUUCCCUUCCAGUGCUGAGCUCUUCCUGCUCCCACCCCCAGGCUUCUGUGGAUCACUUCUUAGUUUACAGGCAGAGCAGCAGCCCCUCUGCCUGGGUCGCUGGCCACAGAGGGACAGAUGGUCUCCAUACAGGAACCCUCCACGCACCUGUCUCUCUACAGCAUCUGGCACCAGCCCUGUCAUCCAGGCAGCUGCCCUGACCACAGCCUCACCUCCUGCCAUCGCCUAGAGCCUCUCGCCAAGGAGGGCUUAUGUUCUGCCUCCUGCCCAGCAUUGCUUUGUCCCCCAGCGCUCACCCUCCCCAAGGCACCCAGCCCACCAUGGACAGCAGGUGCUACACAGAGCCUGCAUCACUCACUGGCCUCCCAGUGCUGGCCACCUUCUUGGUGCCAAACCCCCCUUUCCCCCAACCCCAAAGACUUGGCAGCUUCAUCCGGUUUGUUUUUUGCACUAACCACGUUUGUCAUCUCUAGGGCAGGCUGGGGCGGCAGCUGAGCAGAACCGCUGCCCCAGUCCUCCCUCGGUUCCAUUUCCACCCAGGGCAGAGGCAGUGUCCCUGGAGCCCAGCCUCAGGGGCUGGACUGAGCCAGCUGUGAAUGUGCACCCAGCCUCUGCUGCCCUUCUUGGGACUAACCACUAACCUCACUCCCAGCCUCCAUGGUGCCCCUGGCCAACCCAGAGCCAGCAAGUGUGACCCAAGUCCAGCCUGGAGCCAAGGCUGGGUGGCCAGCUGGAUCCAGGGCUGGAGUAGCAGUUUCUUCAUGGGGUGCUGCUGGGGACAGGCUGCAGAUGGACGCGCAGCCCAGAGGGCCUGGAGACCCCGACCUUCCCCAGGCAGGUGCCACCUAGGAGGACCACAUCCCCAGGGUCUUGGGCUCAGGUUGCCAUGACUUCGGUCUCCCUCCCUGUGAAGUGGGAACAAGGCUUCCCGAUGGUGCUUUUGGCUUUGGUGUACGAUGUUUGCUGUGCUUCCUGCCACUGGGGGGUAUAGAACAAGCCCCCAAAUUAGGACCUUGAGGUUCUGCCUCUUUUGGCCUCAGCUCUGGCCCAGCCAGUCGACAUGGUGUGGUCUGUUUCAGGCUCUGGCCCCAUGCCAAGGCCAGGGUGGCCAGAGGCCAUUGGCCGGUGUGGCAGGGCCAAACAGACCUGCGGCUCUCCCUCCUCGAGCAGCAGACAGCUGCCUGCCCAGAAUCACCCUCCCCUCCUGGGGUGACCGUCAGCCUGCCCGUCCUCCAAACCCCUUCUUUAUGCUGGUGUUGGGACCAAAAGGGGAUGGGCAGGGCGGUGGCAAACCCUGGGCCUCCAGCCUCUGUGUUUGAGCCCCUCAGUGUGAUCAAACCUCAGCAGAAGGGACUGUCCUGCUCCAGGUGGGGGCCAUGGAGGCCGGCCACAGCCAGCCUGCUCGGCCUGCUGCUGGCGUGUUCCCGGCCUUGGGGCUGGAGGGCAGUGCCUGCCGUGUGCUCCGGGACCUGCUCAGAAGCACAAGCGCUGCCAGUGGCCAAGAGCCACCCACAAGGUGAAUGUACAUAGCAUGAGAGGUGGGCGCUGCCCGGAUGUGGCCGUGAACCUGUUAUCUCGGGAGUCCUGCCAUUGUGUGCGUGCGUGCGUGCGUGUGUGCGUGUGUGUAUGUUUGCGCACGCACAUGUGCGUGCUCUGUCUGUGAUUCUUCAUCCACCGAGGCUGAAGAAAGGAAAGGGGAAAUCAAGAGGGGUUUACACCCCAAUCUCAGCAGCUCAUGCCCUUGGUUUUCUUUCUGUUCUGAGUUUGGUGCCCCUUCCUGACCACCCUAUCCAACCACAUCACCACACCUCCUAAGAUGUCAGGCCAGGCUGCCACUCCCACCCUGCCCUCCUGGGCUCUGGAACAUGGGCGAGGCUUGACUCUGGAGAGUAGGCGGCCAUGGGGGCUUGGCCACUGCCUGACCCCAGGGCCCUGCCAGGCCCUCGGGAGGGUCCUCCUGGGGCAAGGGACAUAGUGAUGGGGUUCCCCUGCUGGCAUCCAGCACCAGCCCUCCAAAGCGAGGUGAGGUUGGGUAGUGGGAGGGCCUGGCUGGGAGCACCCCAACCCUUCUUCCUGACACCCACCCCAUCUCACUAUGCAAUUCCAGAUCCCUACCAUUGCCCCCCUACCCAGGUUCUAGCUCUGCCCAGCCCGGAGGGGGGUCAGUUGGUAGCCCCUGGGCCCUAGUGAUCAGGGCCUUUUGUGUGAGAAUCUAUGUUUAGCCACAAUGCUUGCGCUCCUCCCCUAUUUGUUACAUAUAUGAUUUUGUUAAGCACCCCCACCCCUCGCAUCUUGCCCCGAGUGCAUUAACACCCGAGCUGCACCGGGCCCGCACCCCUCAGCCUCUGUAGGUCUAUGGCUGUGUCCUGUCGCUGUGUUUUUUGUUUUCUAAAACUGGGUUUUGGGUUUGAUCUUUAUUUCUUUGGGGACUUUAUUUUUCUUGGCAAAUACUAAAAAUCUUGUCAAUGUAAUUUCUGUGGUUUCUAUUCAGCUUGGGUUUCAUGUUUUAAAAUAAACAUUUUAAAGAACA